Oncorhynchus gorbuscha (pink salmon) is the source of this 5655-nucleotide messenger RNA. RefSeq names its product ERC protein 2-like. The record is from RefSeq and is a predicted model, not a curated record. Gene Ontology annotation, molecular function: structural constituent of presynaptic active zone. The transcript is spliced from 17 exons. Gene Ontology annotation, cellular component: cytoskeleton of presynaptic active zone. The coding region runs from base 652 to 3840 and encodes 1062 amino acids. Gene Ontology annotation, biological process: neuromuscular synaptic transmission; regulation of synaptic plasticity; maintenance of presynaptic active zone structure. NCBI's taxonomy places the organism in Eukaryota, Metazoa, Chordata, Actinopteri, Salmoniformes, Salmonidae.
GUUUGCGCGUGCUUGUGGCCCGACAGCAGGAGAGGUCGAGAGAAUGCUGGGACCGUGAAGCUCGCGCCAAUGGACUUGGACACGAGCUGGGCUUUCCGGUGAUGGAGAAGGGCCGGUCUGUUGACGGUAUCCAUGGUACCCUCCAGUGUGGCAGUGAGCUCCAGAACAGUGACCAGCCUGUAUGAGAGAUCAGCAGCCUGCUGUGUUGGAACUGUGACUGUCUCCAACCACCAGUGACCAGCCUGUAUGAGAGAUCAGCAGCCUGCUGUGUUGGAGCUGUGACUGUCUCCAACCACCAGUGACCAGCCUGUAUGAGAGAUCAGCAGCCUGCUGUGUUGGAACUGUGACUGUCUCCAACCACCAGUGACCAGCCUGUAUGAGAGAUCAGCAGCCUGCUGUGUUGGAACUGUGACUGUCUCCAACCACCAGUGACCAGCCUGUAUGAGAGAUCAGCAGCCUGCUGUGUUGGAACUGUGACUGUCUCCAACCACCAGUGACAGAGACGAAUGGCAGUGAGUAGAACAAAUCCUCGUCCAAAAACAUAAGGAUCCCGAGGACAAGAAAGACGGCACCUCGUUAGACACUUGUUUUUCUUUCUGAGCAUGUAGCUGCCAUGUUUCCACAUUAGAAUCCAGCCAUCAUCAGAGCAGGAUGCAUGACAGUGUCAGGAGCACUGGGCAUGGAGAGGGCAGCUCCGCACGAUCAACUAAGUUACAGAAGAACCCGAAGCAGGGGUACCGUAAACUUGGCGUGGCUAGUGGGUCAGGGUCAAAGUCGGCCGGGACAGGGUCAGGGGGUAAAACCUUGUCUAUGGAGAACAUCCAGUCCCUGAACGCAGCCUACGCCACCUCCGGCCCCAUGUACCUAAGUGACCGCAAUGCCUUGGCCUCCUCCGGUGGCUACCCUAAAGGAACCAUGACUCUGGGCAGAGCCACCAGCAGAACCUCCUACACGGGCCGGACCACAGCCUUGGGCAGCAGCCCCAACAUCACCACCACAUCAGACAGCCAGGGCUAUGGGGACCAGAGCCACACCCAGCACCUCCAGGCAGGGGGGCCCUCAGGGCUGCUGAGGCAGGCUGGACGGGGUGGAGAAGGAGGGGGAGAAGACAUCCAGGUUCAGCUCAGGGAGCUGCAGAGAGAGAAUGAACUGCUGAGAAGAGAGAUGGAUGGAGAGAGGGAUGGGAGAGAAGGGAGGAUGAGCUCAUCUGUCAACAGAAAGAACUUCUGGAGCCCGGAGGUGAAAAGUCGAGACAGAGGGAUGAGGAAAGAGGAGGGAACCCUUACAUCCAUCCUGAAGGAACAGAAGUGGGCAUCUCCAGAGGAGGACCAGCAUCUCCAGUUGUCAGUGCAUGGGCUACAGGAAGAGCUGAGAAGUCAUAGAGAGAUGAACUGUCGUCUGCAGCAAGAGAACUCGGGAUCUCACACAAACAUCUCCACUCAUACCGGCUCGAACCGAGAACUCCAUAUUGAGGACCACCGGGCUGGCAUCAGCCCUGGACACAGUCCUGGUCUGGGCCCCAGUCACCUCCACAGCCCUGGGCAAAGACAUAGCCCCGGCCCUGGUCUAGGAGUCAGCCCCAGACACAGCCCCAGUAGCACCUACAACCAUGGGCCCAGAAACAGCCCUGUCCAUCCCCAUAGCCCUGGGUACAGCUCCAACGUCAGACACCACCAAGCUGACAUCCACAGCCCUGGGCACAACUCUGGGCCUGGCCCCAGACACAGCCCUGCUAACACUCUCAUCCCCUUGUCUAGAAAGAGCCCCAGCCACCUCAUCCAUAGCCCUGGCCGUUGCCUCAGCCCUCCCAGCAGCCCAUGCAUGGUCCCUGGGUGCGAUGGCUUCUCCUCUCCCCCUCCCCUGGAUCUGACGGAGGAGAACUUCAGCCGGCUGCAGUCAGAUCACGAACGGCAGGGCAAGGAGCUGUACCUGCUGAGGAAGACCCUGGAAGAGAUGGAGCUGAGGAUUGACUCCCAGAAACAGACGCUGGGGGCCAGGGACCAGUCCAUCCAGAGGCUGCUGGAGAUGAUCCAGGGAGGAGGGAGGGGUCAGCGAGGCGAGAGGUCAGAGAUAAUCACCAUGGCAACAGCACGCGAGGAGGCGGAGUACCAGGUGGGUCAUCUGGAGGAGCAGCUGGACCAGAGGGAGAAAGAGAACCUGCAUUUGAGAGAGGAGCUGCACAGGAGGAGCCAGCAGGACCCCACCAAGACUAAGGCCCUGCAGACUGUCAUUGAUAUGAAGACCACAGCACCCCCUUUCUGUUUUGAUCCUGAUGUUAUCUGGCAGGACACUAAGAUAUCAUCUCUGGAGAGGAACAUCCGAGACCUGGAGGACGAGGUCCAGUUGAUGAAGACCAGUGGGCUGCUCCACCCUGGCGAACGCCUGGAUGGACUCAAACACAUGGAGGUCUACAAAAGCCACUCCAAGUUCAUGAAGAAACAGGUAGACCAGCAGAAGCAGGAGCUGAAUAAGAAGGAAUCAGAGAUGCAGGCCCUACAGACCAAACUGGAUGCUCUGACCAACCAGAACUCAGACUGCAAACAGCACAUAGAGGUGCUCAAAGAAUCACUCAGCGCCAAGGAGCAACGCUCUACCACACUGCAGACCGAGGUGGAUGCGUUGCGUGUUCGUCUGGAAGAGAAGGAGUCCUUCCUCAGUAUGAAGACCCAGCAGCUCCAGGACCUGAUGGAGGAGAAGGACACGCUGGCCGGAGAGAUCCGGGACAUGAAGGAUAUGCUGGAUGUUAAGGAGAGGAAGGUCAACAUCCUGCAGAAGAAGAUAGAGAAUCUUUUGGAGCAGUUAAAGGACAAGGACAAGCAGCUGACGGGUCUGAGAGACAGGGUCAAGGGUCUCCAGACUGACUCCAGCAACACAGACACAGCACUGACCACGCUGGAGGAGGCCCUGUCUGAAAAGGAGCGAGUGAUUGAGCGUUUGCGUGAGCAGAAGGAGCGGGAGGACAGGGCACGGCUGGAGGAGGUGGAAAGGAUGAGGAAGGAGAACCAGGACCUGAAGGAUAGACUCUCCAUCCUGACGACACACACACCUGGGAAUACGGAAGAGUCAACCAGGAAGUUGUUAGAGGUCAGCGACAGGAUCAAGCUGCUGGAGGAGGAAGUGACGCGUUACCGAGAAGAGUCUGGGAAGUCCCAAGCCGAGGUGGAGAGGCUCAUGGGUAUCCUGAGAGAGCAAGAGACGGAAAGAACCAACAAGGAGAAGAAGAUCACCGAGCUGGAGAGGCAAGUGAAGUGUCCAAACAUCCUUAAACAGAUGGUUUCAGGGGAGAGGAGGCCAGAUGGACAGACUGACGGACAUCCACACUCCAUCUCACAGCUGGAGGAGAUGAUGAACGCCCUGGAGAAGACCAGGCAGGAGCUGGACACCACCAAGCAGCGCCUCUCCACUACCCAGCACUCCCUUCAGGAGCGGGACGGUCACCUGACCAACCUGAGGCUCGAGAGACGCAGACAGCUGGAGGAGAUCCUGGAGAUGAAGCAGCAGGCUCUUCUAGCUGCGAUCAGUGAGAAGGAUGCUAACAUAGCCCUACUGGAACUGUCCUCCUCUAAACGUAAGAAAUCACAGGAUGAGGUGAUGUCACUGAAGAGAGAAAAGGACAGGCUCAUGCACCAGCUCAAACAACAGACCCAGAGUAGGAUGAAGCUCAUAGCAGACAACUAUGAUGAAGAACAUCUACACCCUCAUCAUCCUCACCACCCCCACCCGGGGGUACACCCUGCUCACCCUGCUCACCCACACCACCUGACCCCUGCAAGAGGACCACCCCACGCCAACCACAGAGCCCCAAUGGACCAGGACGAUGAGGAGGGCAUCUGGGCAUGACCGUCGCCAUGGGAACUGAAGCUCCAAUCAUGAGAGCUGCUGGUGAGCCGGGUUUUGAACCAAACACACACUCCUGUUCAUCCCGGUGGAGCAGCUCUACUGAUCCAGGGACCAGACUGGCUGCAGCAGAGUCCCAGGAUCCUGCCCCCCUGCCAUGGUUGAAGAUAAUUAUUUUCCUGCCUUCCGUUGCAGAGAUGCUCUCUUUCCUCCCAGUGUUUGACAAUCAGAGAGCCGAGACUCGUAAAGUCCCAUGACCUCCGUAAAGUCCCAUGACCUCCGUAAAGUCCCAUGACCUCCGAGGCUCCGUUGGACAUGUAACCCUGACUGUUUCCACUGUACUUAUGAACUACGACUUUAACUCUCCAACAGUCAACCAAUCAUCUCGCUGCCCCUGCCAGGUUCACUGACUGACGGAUAAAUCCUAGACAACAAACUAGUCAGCCUAAAAACCAGAAGGACCAAUCAGAAAGGACCAUUGAGAGUGACCAAACAUAAUUUUUUUGUGUGUCGUUUUUUUAGAUAGUUUGUGAGCCCUUGAAAGACUAUGGGAGAGAGCAAAUCCUGAUGUGGGUUUGUUUACGUAGCCACAUACGGAUAGCAUUAGCAUGGUCCACAACAUGGACCUCAGAUCCACAUGGACCUUCUCAAUGUACCGUGCCAAAGGAACCACUCCCUGUCAGCAGAGAGACACUGAGAGGGGAACCGGGUUCCUAUUACUCUAGAACCCUCAAAGAGAACUCAGAGAAGUGUUCUGUGUAUGCUACCUUUCUCUGAAUGUUCUUAAGUCUGGAAACACUCCUGUCAUCCUAUCACUGGACAGCUCUCUUGGUUGACAGUGCUCCAGGUAGACAAUGUCCAUAGGAACUGAUCUAGGAUCAGUGCCCUUUCAAAAUCUUUAACUAUCAAGUGGGAAAACACAACUGACUUCAGACCAGUGUCUAGGGGCAACUUCGUCCCUCUCCGGGUGAAGGGUAUAAACUGUGACCAAACAAAACCCUCUGAGGAAAUCAAACUAGGAUCUGUUUAGAGGUUGUUUUUUCUCUUGUGUUUUUCUCUCCCCCUGCUGUACUUUGUUUGACUAACGAGUAUCAUGUUGUGUUUGUUUUUCUACAUCUGAAACAGAUUGAGUACUGUUCUCUUUGAGGUUUGUAUCAGUUGUGUGUUUCUGCUUGUGGGUGAUGUUUUAUUUAGUAGUGUAUUUAUUGACUAGUUUAAUUGCAACAUGCAUUGGAGUGGCAGUAUUUAGGUAUCCAUGUUGAAGUCAGCACUCCCCAAUCAUCAUUUAGGAAUCAGAGAUUGAGGAGUGCUGCUUUCAGGGGAAGAGUUGUCAGGAGUGGCAGUAUUUAGGUAUCCAUGUUGAAGUCAGCACUCCCCAAUCAUCAUUUAGGAAUCAGAGAUUGAGGAGUGCUGCUUUCAGGGGAAGAGUUGUCUUUACAUAUCAGUUUACUAUUGAGGAUGUCGUGGUGUUUGAAGGUGACAUGAUCUCCGUUCUACUGAACCAGCAGUAAGUGUUUAGCUUGUACAGUUUUCUCUCUGUGUGUGUGUGUGUGUGUGUGUGUGUGUGUGUGUGUGUGUGUGUGUGUGUGUGUGUGUGUGUGUGUGUGUGUGUGUGUGUGUGUGUGUGUGUGUGUGUGUGUGUGUGUGUGUGUGUGUGUGUGUGUGUGUGUGUGUGUGUGUGUGUGUGUGUGUGUGGGUGCGUGCGUGGAACAGCGUGAGCUCUCAAUAUGCUCAAACUCUGCUAUUGACUUGUUAUACAGUGUGUUGCCAUGGUCAAUAUUAGUUUCUCGUUCAAUAAAAGUGUGCCGUUUUUCUCAA